This is a messenger RNA of Varanus komodoensis (Komodo dragon), 3153 nucleotides long. RefSeq names its product zinc finger protein 420-like. The record is from RefSeq and is a predicted model, not a curated record. The transcript is spliced from 5 exons. The coding region runs from base 218 to 3031 and encodes 937 amino acids. Lineage: Eukaryota; Metazoa; Chordata; Lepidosauria; Squamata; Varanidae.
CGUGGGAUGCCAGCUGAGCCUUCCUCAGAGAGCCAGAGAAAGGGACCGUGGCAGGCUGGCGUGGAACGUGCAGGAGCCUUUGGAAGACCUGGCAGCUGCUGCUGCUCCUCCUCCUCCUCCUCCUGCUCCCUCCUCCUCCUCCUUUGAACAGGAUCCAUCAGACAACACGGUGAAGCUGCGGUUUGCCAGCAGUGCCAAGAAAGGGGGAUGUAAUCAAAUGACAGAAGAAGGAAACCUUCACCUGAACAAACCUGAGACAGUGGAACACAAUGAGACCAUGCUGGGAAAAGCCAAAGGAAAUCUCUUCGCCAUUCGUGAUGAGGAAGAGAUGAUACCUAGGAAUCAGCCAGAAGCCGAAAUUCUUCAGGAAAAGCAUUCAGGACAGGAGACAGAAGGGGCUUUGCUUCAUGAGGAAGGUGCUGGAAGUGUGGCAAACAAAGAGUGCAAGACCAAAAGGGCAUGCACAGAGUGUGGAAACCUCUGUGAGGUCUUCGAACUUCCCACGAGUCAGAAAACACAGGCAGAAGAAGAGUUUUACAUAUGCCCCCGUUGUGGGAAGACCUUCAAAAACGGGGCAUCCCUCACUCUGCGCAAAGGGACUUUGGCUGGAGAAAAACCCUAUCCGUGCUCGGACUGUGGGAAAAGCUUUGGCACAAAAGCUUCCCUCCUGAAGCACAAAGGGACCCACACAGGAGAGAAGCCCUACGUGUGCUCUGAGUGUGGGAAGUGCUUCACCACCAGCUCCAACCUGAUCUACCACAACAUCGUGCACACGGGAGAAAAGCCACACAAGUGCUCGGACUGUGGGAAAAGCUUUCACUGGAAGUCGUCUCUGAUCACACACGAGAGAACACACACGGGCGAGAGGCCGUACGAAUGCUCCGAGUGCGGGAAGAGCUUUGGCAACAGCUCCCAGCUCCUGCGACACAAGAGGGUGCACACUGGCGAGAAGCCGUACCACUGCUCAGAGUGCGGCAGGAGAUUCAACCAGAUCGCUUCUCUCAUCGCACACAAGAGAAUCCACACAGGGGAGAAACCCUAUGAAUGUUCUGAGUGUGGGAAAGGGUUUGGUACCCGGACAAACCUGAUGAUGCACAAGAGGGUACACACGGGCGAGCGGCCGUACAAAUGCUCCUACUGCGGCCAGAGUUUCAGCCAGAGAACGCACCUCAUCAUCCAUGAGAGGACCCACACGGGAGAGAAGCCCUAUACGUGCCCUGAAUGCGGGAAGAGUUUCAACGCGAAAGCGCCCCUCAUCACGCAUCAGCGGACCCACACGGGAGAGAACCUGUACCAGUGCUUCCAGUGUGGGAAGAGCUUCAGCACAAGCUCCAACCUCCUCAACCACAACAUCAUCCACACUGGGGAGAAGCCACACAAGUGCUUGGACUGUGGCAAGUGCUUCAAUCGGAAGUCGUCCCUCAUCACGCACCAGAGGACCCACACGGGAGAGAAGCCGUACGCCUGCUUUGAGUGCGGGAAGCGCUUCAUUUCUAGCUCAGACCGGACAAAACAUAAAAAGGUCCACAGAGGGAAACGCUCAGGCUAUGGCGAGAGCUUUGUACAUGGCCCAGCACUUGCAGAACCAGAGAGCCUCCAGCCAGGAGGGCAGCCAUCCGCCGCCGAAUUCCACUUCCUGCCCCCUCCGCUCCUGCUGCUGCUUCUGCUUCAUGGUGGGGAAUCCAGGACUAGCCUAAAGUCAUCCAGUGAUUCCAGGUGUUGUGUCUCUCCCCGCUGGGUCUCUUGGUGUCUAAGGAAGUGUUUGCCCAUUUCUGUUCCAGAUGCAGGCGCCUUUGGAGGACCUGGCAGCACCUUCCUCCUCCUCCUCCGAGCGGGAUCCGUCAGACAAUACGGAUGUAAUCAAAUGUCAGAAGAAGGAAACCUUCACCUGAACAAACCUGAGACAGUGGAACACAAUGACACCAUGCUGGAAAAAGCCAAAGGAAAUCUCUUAGCCAUUCAUGAUGAGGAAGAGAUGAUACCUGGGAAUCAGCCAGAAGCUGAAGGUUUUCGGGAAAAGUAUUCAGGACAGGAGACAGAAGGGGCUUUGCUUCAUGAGGAAGGUGCUGGAAGUAUGGCAAACAAAGAGUGCAAGAUCAAAAGGGCAUGCACAGAGUGUGGAAAUCUCUAUGAGGUCUUUGAACUUCCCACGAGUCAGAAAACACAGGCAGAAGAAGAGUUUUACAUAUGCCCCCGUUGUGGGAAGACCUUCAAAAAUGGAGCAUCCCUCACUCUGCGCAAAGGGACUUUGGCUGGAGAAAAACCCUAUCCGUGCUCGGACUGUGGGAAAAGCUUUGGCACAAAAGCUUCCCUCCUGAAGCACAAGGGGAGACACAUGGGCGAAAGGCCAUAUGAAUGCUUCGAGUGCGGGAAGAGCUUUGGCAACAGCUCUGAGCUCCUGCGACACAACAGAGUACACACUGGCGAGAAGCCGUACCACUGCUCAGACUGUGGCUGGAGAUUCAACCAGAUGGCUACUCUCAUCGCACACAAGAGAAUCCACACAGGGGAGAAACCCUAUGAAUGUUCUGAGUGUGGGAAAGGGUUUGGCACCCGGACAAACCUGAUGAUGCACAAGAGGGUACACACAGGCGAGCGGCCGUACAAGUGUUCCUAUUGUGGCCAUGGUUUAAGCCAGAGAACGCAUCUCAUCAUCCAUGAGAGGACCCACACGGGAGAGAAGCCCUAUACAUGCCCUGAAUGCGGGAAGAGUUUCCAUGCAAAAGCAGCCCUCAUCACGCAUCAGCGGACCCACACGGGAGAGAACCUGUACCAGUGCUUGCAGUGUGGGAAGAGCUUCAACAAAAGCUUCAACCUCCUCAACCACAGCACCAUCCACACUGGGGAGAAGCCACACAAGUGCUUGGACUGUGGCAAGUGCUUCAAUCGGAAGUCGUCCCUCAUCACGCACCAGAGGACCCACACGGGGGAGAAGCCGUACGCCUGCUUUGAGUGCGGGAAGCGAUUCAUUUCUAGCUCGGACCGGACAAAACAUAAAAAGGUCCACAGAGGGAGCCGGGGGUCAGACUAGAUGGCCAAGAGUCCCCUUCUGACUUGUGUUUCUAUGUUUCUCUGUGUUUCUAUGAGAGCUUUGUGCAUGGUCCGAUGCUUACAGAACUAGAAAGUAUCCACCCACCCAGGACAGCAGUUAUA